Eriocheir sinensis (Chinese mitten crab) is the source of this 651-nucleotide messenger RNA. RefSeq names its product sentrin-specific protease 8-like. NCBI's taxonomy places the organism in Eukaryota, Metazoa, Arthropoda, Malacostraca, Decapoda, Varunidae. The record is from RefSeq and is a predicted model, not a curated record. Gene Ontology annotation, biological process: proteolysis. The transcript has a single exon. Bases 1 to 639 code for a protein of 212 amino acids. Gene Ontology annotation, molecular function: cysteine-type peptidase activity; deNEDDylase activity.
AUGGGGGACCGAGUCAUUCUAAGCUACCAUGACAGUCUCAUCCACGAGUCCGACUUGAGGCUGCUGGAGGGACGUAAUUGGCUCAACGACUCCCUCAUCUCCUUCUGGUUUGAGCACCUCCAACAUGAGGUCUUUGGAGGAAUGACGCGGCUCCUCUUCGUGAGUCCCGAGGUGACCCAGCUCAUCAAGAUGGGGGAUGCCCAGGAGCUGCCCAUCUUCUUGGACCCGUUGGAAGCUAGGUUCAAGGAUCACAUCUUCCUGGCGGUGAAUGACAACUCCUCUGUCAUAUCCUCCGGGGGCAGCCACUGGAGCCUGUUGGUUUACAGCCGCUAUGACCGCAAGUGGUACCACUAUGACUCCCAGCGCGGCUCAAACCACCGCGAUGCACGCUGUCUUGUCCACCGCAUCAACACCUACCUGGACAGAGAGCUGCCGGCCCCCCUCGUUGAUGCCAACUGCACGCAGCAGGACAACAGCUAUGACUGUGGCGCCUUUGUCAUGAUAUUUGCCCACCGUGCUGCUCAGCAGGCAGUCGAAGGGGCAGUGCUUGGCACCUGUUAUGUUGAGAGGCAAGAAGCCAGCCAGAUGAGGGAGCUGAUCAAGUCUCUGGUCUAUGGGUUAAAGGCGGGAGGCAUGUGACUGCUGGCUGAC